UCCGCUGCAGCUGGCACACGCAAAUGUCCUCCAACGAUUCUCUCCCUCUCUGUGCCAACCUCUUAGCCCCGCUGUGAUCCUUCACAGACCUUCAACCUGCCCCAGGAGUCUCAAUAACAACAUGCCCACCUCGGCCCUCCUUCCCUCCCACCUCGCUACGACAGACACUGCCGCUGGCCUAUCGCACCGUGGCCGACCCCUGUGCCCUGCCCACCCCAGCGGUCCCUCUCCAGCCCCGCCAGAGCCAAUCCGCGGCGGGGUGUAAAGUAGGGCAAGCCGCUUCCUGGUUCAAGGAGGAGCUGCCUGGAGUUGGAAUGGGCCAGCGGAGUCAGAGAGGGGGGAGAACAGCCCAGCGAGCCGGCGGUCUGCAAAGAGAGAGCCGAGGCAGGGGGAUAUAAACGCUGACAGAGAGACAAGAAGAGGCGGAUAUUACAGAGAACUCCCGGAUGAUACGUGGUUCGUCAGAGGGACUGGUGUGAGAUUUUGGACAGUGCCGAGAGAGCGGUGACCCCCGGGGGGAGAGAGACGGGUGGGAGUGAAUACAGGAAGUACAGAAGCCGGUCAGGUGGGACGCGACGAGAUAACUUAGGUGACACCGGCGCACAGGCUUUGUAUCCCUGGAAACCUUUUGGCUCCGCUGGAGAAGAACAGAAACAGGAAGAAGUGGAAAAUAGAGAGGGAGGAAGAGAGCAGGGACCCGUCCUCCUCUGAGUUUAUGGACUGGAGGUGGCGAUGUCUCCAGGAGAGGACGGUCUGAUCGGCAUCCCCUUCCCAGAGCACAGCAGCGAGAUCCUAUUCCGCCUCAACGCCCAGCGCAGGGCGGGGCUGCUCUGUGACCUCACCCUGACCUCGCGGGGUGCCCGCUACCCUACCCACCGCUCUGUCAUGGCUGCCGUCAGCCUCUACUUCCGCGGGCUGUUUGGGGCGGAGGAGGGGGCCGAGGCGGGGGGAGGAGGAGGAGGGUUCAGUGUGUGCCAGCUGGACUGUGUUGCGCCCGAUGCCCUGGAUGCCCUGCUGGAGUUUGCCUACACGGCCACCCUGACCAUCCGCAGCUCUGGCAUGAGAGACGUGUUGAGAGGAGCUCAGUUACUGGGGAUCCAGUGUGUGGUUGAUGCCUGUAGAGACAUACUGGGGGAGACGGCGGGUGCGGUAGAGUGGGAGACGGGGGAAGAGAGGGUACAGGCGGAGAAGGAGAGGAGGGUGGAGAGUGGGAUGAAGAAAGGCUCCCGGAGGAAGAUAGACAGACGGAGAGUCACCAAGGUGGAGUCAUCGCACCACCUGCCACUGCCUCAUCGCCCCAACAUUAACACACACCAGCACCCCUCCACUCCUCCUCCACACCCCUCACCUGUUCAAGACGGGGCCCACUCUCAUCCCUCCACCCGACCCCACAGCCCUGAGCAGGAUGAACACCCCCCCACCACGGGACAGAACGGGGAGCGGAAGCAGGGCAGGGAUGCAGGGAGAGGGAGUACAGCAGUCAACGGAGGGGUGCACUGGCCUCAGGAGCGCCUCCUCGCCCCCCACCCCCCUCUUCCCCUCUCAGACGACAGGCUGUCAGAAGAUGAGGAGGAGAUGGAGGGAGUGGGGAACGGUGGGGUGCCCAGCUUUACUUCAGCCCCCCUGGCAGAGCAAGAGUUGGCCACAGGGGCAGGAGGUGGGGGUAGGAAGAGGAAGUCUCAGACCCCCCAGCAGUGUCCUGUCUGUCAGAAGAUCAUCCACGGAGCAGGGAAGCUGCCCAGACACAUGAGAACACACACCGGGGAGAAACCAUUCGAGUGCUCUACCUGCGGGGUCCGCUUUACCAGGAAUGACAAGUUGAAGAUCCACAUGCGUAAACACACGGGGGAGCGUCCGUACCCUUGCCCCCACUGCCCUGCCCGCUUCCUGCAUUCCUACGACCUGAAGAACCACCUGUCUCUCCAUAGUGGGGCACGCCCCUUCGAGUGCCCGCUCUGCCACAAGGCCUUCGCCCGUGAGGACCACCUCCAGCGCCACCGCAAGGGCCUCAGCUGCCUGGAGGUCCGUACCCGGGCACGGCCGAGGCGCGGGCCUGGGGCUGACCACGGGGAAGAGGGCAGAAGGGUUAGAGGAGGAGGAAGAGGGUAUUCUCCAGACCGACUCGACCCGCUGGAGAAUCUGGCCCUGCAGCCCCACGCCUCAGCAUUCCACCCCCGUGCUGGGAUGGUUGGCCUGAGGGAUGGGGCUGAGGCUGGGGCUGGAGGUCAAAUGGUGUUCCAGGAGGAGGCUGACGGGGAGCAAGCUAUAGCCCUCCUAGGGCCUCACAGGUUACCCUACCCUGGUCUGCUGUGGAGAGGCCUGGAGCUGGGGGUGAGAGGGGUGGAGGGGGAGGAGGCAGGCGGGGGCCACUCUCCUGCACUUCAGCAUGCAAGAUGGGAGGAGGAGGCAGAGGAGGAGGCAGAGGAGGAUGAGGAAGACGAGUGAGAAGAGAGGAAGAGAAGAGCGUGCAUGGAUGUGUAUGCGUGUGCAUGUGUUUGUGUGCACGUAUGUGCAUUUGUAUAUGCAUAAGUGUGUGUGUGUGUGUGUGUGUGUGUGUGUGUGUGUGUGUGUGUGUGUGUGUGUGUGUGUGUGUGUGUGUGUGUGUGUGUGUGUGUGUGUGUGUGUGUGUGUGUGUGUGUGUGUGUCACCUACAGUAUGGAUGGGGAUCUCACUCAGGUGACUGGACCUGCUCCUUCUUACAAAGCGCUUAGAGAAAGACUAAACAAUAGAGAAAGACUAAACAAUAGAGAAAGACUAAACAAUAGAGAAAGACUAAACAAUAGAGAAAGACUAAACAAUAGAGAAAGACUAAACGAUACAAAAAGAAUAAUGGAAAACGGGUUUUCUGAUUUGUUAUUGUUGUUUCAUGGCUCUCUGUUUUUAUUUCAGUUGUCUUUUAUUUCUAUUUUCCAUUAUUUCUAUUUUAUUUCAUGCUGUGGUUAUUCUUAUUAGCUGUACAUAAAAGAGGCUUUAUUGAGGGAAUGUUUUGCACAUAGAUGUGCUGAUGGGGAUAUGGGGUUCUUUUCUCUCACUAUGCAAACUGAAGUCAGGAGCUGAGAAAAAUUGUGUCCAGAUGUAAAAAAAAAAAAAAAGAAGAGAAAAGAAAAGAAAUCAUGUAUUUUUGAGCAGAGUGCUGUUAGAGUAAUAUAACAAUCAAAUGUUAUUGAAGUUCAAACAAUGUAUGUACAACAUCCAUCUGGCACUACUAAACCCUAUCACUCUUCAUGUCACUAUACUAGCACUCUCAGCGGGGUAGUAAGAAACCAGAAUCAUCCGGUUUUCAGUGGAAAAGCAGAGAAGACGCAAAGCCUGAAAACCGGUAGCUUCCGGUUCCUUCCGACCCGCUCAGGUGUUUGUUUUACGCCUGCUAAGUUAGGUAAGUAUAGUAGUAGGUGUGGAAUCUGCUGUUUGACUUUGGGUGUACCCUACUACCCUCUAGUGGUUAAUGGUGGAGCUAGUCGCCAAGGGCAACAAGUCACCAGGUUUCCUAUUGAAGAUAGACAUUAUCUAACAGUAACAGUCAUAUUUUAAUAAGGCUUAUUAUUUUGCUGUCUGUUGUAAGUAGAUUUUCAUGCCCUUUUAUGAGGCACCGAUGAUACCAAAGAUUUCAGUUUAUUUCUUCCUAAUCAAUCAGUUUGAUCAAGCACAGGAGCACCAGAGCUAUAGAUUGAGAUCCCAAUGGGCACGCACUGGUUGAAUCAUUGUUGGUUCCACUCCAUUUCAAUGAAAUUACAUUAAACCAACGUGGAAUAGACAUUGAAUUGAUUUCUGUUCCCAGUGGGAUGGCUCUAAGGGUAUCCUGGGAUUUUAGAGCCAAGGUUUGGUUAAAAGACCUGUCUUCAUUUGCCCGGUUCUCUGCUGCAGACUGCUAGAAGGGUUGGACACUGCUUCCAUAGGUUAGAUUCUCUGUGGAGCUUUAGUGCUCUGUGAAAAAUGACUGACCAAAACUAGACUACAUCUGCAGGGUCAUUGGAUGAUUGUUAAUGAGAGGUGUGUUUGUUGCUUUAGCGUUUACUUUUUGACAUCGACAGGGGACAAUUCCUUUCCAAAGUUUCCUUCUUUAGAAUGUCUUCUGAUCAUGCACUCCUUGUUUUUUUUAUUGCAAAAAGAGCGAGAGAAAAGGAGAGACCAAAAGGGAAGGAGGGAGUGAGGAUGAGACCUUGAUCUCUUGAUUGCUCUGUAUUUAUUUAUUUAUUGUUAUUUAUUGUGGCUUUCCAGUUGAAACUGUGUGUGUGGCCUGACACAGGGUAUCCACAGUGACCUGACCCAGGGUAUCCACAGUGACCUGACCCAGGGUAUCCACAGUGACCUGUCCCUGGGUUUGACACAGUGACCCGCAACACCACUUGGCUCGGCCCCCUUCUGUGGCACAGUUGAAGUGCUCUGUACCUGCUUCCUUUAGAGUCUUAAGAGAAACUGCAUUGUGCUUAACGUGACGGCUAACAAAGACCCAGUGCCAUGUUGGGUGAAAGGUCCUCUGUUGGCUAUUCUCCCUCCUUUUGCAUUUGUUUUGCACAACACAUCACACCCUGAAAAGGUACAGCAAUAAUACUGGCACAUUCCAUCCUCCGGGGGAGAAAGAAGGGAUCAGAAAAGAGACCGAGCCUUUCUCUCUCUCUUUAGAGCACAAGACAACUGUCGCACCACCCGUAGCCAUUUCACACUUUCAGUUAGAGAGAUAAGCAUCAACUGCACUUAGGGAGAGAACUGUGUUGUUGAUUCAACAUGUACUGUAUGUUAUUGUGUUAUCUGUCAAAGCUGUGUGUAUAAGUCACAGAUAGGCCCUUUGUCUCUAGGAGACCAGCGACCAUCUUGGGUGACCCAUUGCAGGUGUAAGGCUACUUUGCUUACAGAUAAUCAACUAUUUCUUCAGUCUGUCACUCUUUAGGUGAUAGUGAGUUAUGUUCUUUAUUUACAACUAUUUACGAGGCCUGUAACUCUAGCCUGAAGCUUAUGUAGCUCUAGCAGACUGGACCUGUGUGUGCUAUCCAUUCCCCACUAUGUAGAAGAACUUUCCUUGUUUCUGAUUUAUUUGCACUAAAAUAUCGAGAGCUUUUAAUUUUUUUUUGUUUCACCUCCUUAUCCAUUCCAUGCCAUCACUCAGUAUCGUUUGUGAUUGUAAGAGAAGAUAUCUGUAUAUUGUUCCUUCAAUUCUUGAUAAUAACAUUGGUCUAUAUUCUUUCUACUGCGUAGUGUAAUAAUCAUGAUAAGAGAUUGCUAUGUAAAGGGGUGAAGCUGCCUUGGACUUUUGGUUUUGUGCUGCAACUAUUCUCAGGAAAUCUUGAGCAAUGCACUAAGUAAUUAUGCAAAAUUGUGGGGGAGAUAUGCUGUGUAUAUAUGUAGCUUAUGUAUGUUCAUACAUGUCUGAAGAGGUAGUGACACCUUUCACUCAAUAGUACGGUUCCAAUAUAACACCUUGUACCAUGAGGAAGCAGGAUAAAAGACAAUCGAGGAAUAGUAGAUAUUCAUUUGUAUGGUAAAACAUGUACAAUGUAGUGUAUAUCAAUUGACACCAGCCAGUCACAUACAUUGUGCUGAAAGGUUUUUUGUGCUGAGGGGUGUUGCUACCAGCAUUUAGAGAGCUUGGUGAGUGAAUGAGAGGGAAACAUUAUGCCAGCUGUGAAGCGUGGUGUUUCUAUGGAACUUUAUGUCGUUUUAUUUGGCUUUGGUGAAGGGAUCUGGGGUCUGUUUUGAAUAGAGACACCACUAUCAGGGAUACAUUUUUGUCUUUCCGUUUUUGGUGGACCUUCUGUCAGAUAUAUAUUAAUUAAUUUUCCCAUCAUUUGAUUCAGAUAAUGUAAAAAAAAAACAGAUAAAUAAACAAAGAUCUAUCCCUGUC
Molecule: messenger RNA, 5839 nt
Organism: Oncorhynchus masou masou (cherry salmon)
Lineage: Eukaryota; Metazoa; Chordata; Actinopteri; Salmoniformes; Salmonidae
Product: zinc finger and BTB domain-containing protein 7B-like
Exons: 4
Coding region: 733-2445 (570 amino acids)
Biological process (GO): positive regulation of gene expression; regulation of transcription by RNA polymerase II
Molecular function (GO): protein binding; RNA polymerase II cis-regulatory region sequence-specific DNA binding; DNA-binding transcription factor activity, RNA polymerase II-specific
Source: RefSeq, a predicted model, not a curated record